AAAAGCUCAGGGUAAAGAUGGGGAAACACUUUCAUCUGUAUGAGAACAUCUCCAAAGUGGACCCCUUUGAGGGGUCCCAGCAUUACCUGGCCCCAUCGUGGGCAUUUCACCUGCAGGCCCUCUUCAUGGGUUUCGUCUUCUUCACAGGGACGCCGUUAAACUUUUCGGUCCUCCUGGCCACAGCUAAGUACAAGAAGCUCAGAGCUCCUCUAAACUACAUCCUGGUCAACAUCUCCUUAGGUGGCUUCAUCUUCGUUACCUUCUCCGUCAGCCAGGUGUUCCUCGCCAGCGUGAGGGGCUACUACUUCCUGGGUUACACCUUGUGUGCGCUGGAAGCUGCCAUGGGCUCCGUAGCAGGUCUGGUGACAUCCUGGUCGCUUGCUAUGCUUUCCUUCGAGAGAUACCUGGUGAUCUGUAAACCAUUUGGAGCCUUCAAGUUUGGCAGCUCUCACGCUGCCGCUGCUGUGGCCUUCACCUGGUUCAUGGGGGUGGGUUGUUCCAGCCCACCUUUCUUUGGCUGGAGCAGGUUCAUCCCUGAAGGGCUGGGUUGCUCCUGCGGGCCUGACUGGUACACCAACAACGAGGAGUUAGGAACCACCAGCUACAUGUACUUCCUGCUGAUCACCUGCUUCUGCAUACCUCUGUCCAUCAUCAUCUUCUCCUACUCCCAGUUGCUGGGAGCUCUGAGAGCUGUUGCAGCCCAGCAAGCAGAGUCUGCAUCCACCCAGAAGGCAGAGAAAGAGGUAUCAAGGAUGAUCAUUGUGAUGGUGGGCUCCUUCGUCACCUGCUACGCACCGUACGCACUGACAGGUCUUUGGUUUGCCAACUCUACAGCUGUGGACAAAGACUAUCGGCUUGUCACCAUCCCGGCAUUCUUCUCCAAGAGCUCCUGCGUCUACAACCCUCUCAUCUACAUCUACAUGAAUAAACAGUUUAAUGCCUGCAUCAUGGAAAUGGUGUUUGGAAAGAAAAUGGAGGAAGCUUCUGAAGUGUCUGCAAAGACUGAGGUGUCCACAGCUUCGUAAUGUUUGGAGCAAACCUCAGAAGGACGUGACUUCCCCAAAGGACUUUUACAUAUCUGACUUCAAAUGAUCUACAGAAAACGCCACCAUGUAAAUAAAGUUUAUAUAUAAGACACCAGAUGAUAUUUUAUUGUAGAUUGCAUUAGUUUAGAUAAAAGCAACAAAAAUCUAAUAAAAAUGUAUUCAAUUUA
This is a messenger RNA of Girardinichthys multiradiatus, 1213 nucleotides long. Its product is annotated as putative violet-sensitive opsin. Gene Ontology annotation, biological process: G protein-coupled receptor signaling pathway; phototransduction; visual perception. The transcript has 5 exons. Gene Ontology annotation, molecular function: G protein-coupled receptor activity. Gene Ontology annotation, cellular component: membrane; photoreceptor outer segment. Bases 18 to 1025 code for a protein of 335 amino acids. Lineage: Eukaryota; Metazoa; Chordata; Actinopteri; Cyprinodontiformes; Goodeidae. The record is from RefSeq and is a predicted model, not a curated record.